GGCUUGCCUUGGCCAUCGAUCCUAAUCCAUCUUGCCUAUUCACCCAUCGCGUUGUCCCGUCGCUGAUUCCCCAUAGGUUAACCUCCCCAGGUUCGCAGUUGACGCUCGCCAACUCCCGUCCCCCCUCUCUAAAUCACCUUCAUCCUACGCGCCCAUGAGCCCGACCAAGCUGCCCUAGCUGACCGACCCUUCUCCCCCAACCGUCGCGCGCGUCGGCCCUCGGACAUCCAUCAAAGCUUGCCCCCGUCCCGCGCAGCGCAUGGAACGACUCGCGCUUAUGCUCUGGUGCUCCAUCCCGCCCAUCUGUGCAGACCGGAAGGCAAAUGCAAUGAGGUAGUUGGUCCGAGUUGACCACAGCGGGAAACCAACAGUAUCGUGGCUCCGCCGUUCGAGGCUAUCUACCAUGGCAAACCUGCAGCCCGGCCCUCAGAAUGGCAUCGCGCCUCAGUUCGACCGGCAGGCCUACCCGCAGCCGGCAGGCAGUGCGUACCAACAGCAGGACGGCUCGAAGCCCUUCACACUAACCGAGGCGCUCCCGUACACGCCAUUCACCUCGGUGUUCCCCUUCGAACCAGAUAUCAUCAACAACCCGACCAUAGGCUCAGGUCCCCUGGCACCUUCACUUGCCGACCUCGUCUCGCGUGAGGACUAUGAUGCUUUGAAUAAGGAGGCCGAGAAUUCUACACCGUCUAAGCGUGUCGAGGAAAGCCUCGAGUUCGUGCAGCACUUGCUCAGACCCGACAAAAUCACCCAAUUCCAGUUCAAGACUGCGCCUAGGACGGGCUCCUCCGUGCUAGCCUCUAAACCCUCGAGAAGCCUCGCUGACGGGAUAUCACCUUUUGCGAAGCUGGUCUACGAGAGUACCGGUGGAUCUGCCCGCCAUCCUCCCCCCGAUGCUUCGAGCGCUUCCACUCUAAACGGUCACGCAAUGUCUCCUCGAGUUGCUAAGGGAGCGUCGCCCAAGGUGCGCCGGCAAGAACCACCAAAAGUCGUCAAGCAUAACCCUGUUGCCACUUCGAAUCUCCAGGCGGUGGCUCAAAAUAAGUCUCGGAUCGAGAUACACUUGCCCACGCGAAAGGAGCUAGAUGCGGCGGCUUCCGUGUAUGCGUCGGCACGAUCUCCCGCUCCGCCCUCCCCAGCUCCACAUGUUCCGUCUCAGACAGUCUCACUCGCCGACUUAGUGGUCACGCCAAAAGCACCCGCUCUCCCGGUCUCGCACGCAUCUCCUCCAUCCAUGACUAAAGUGUCAUCCGAGACGCCGCAACCCUUGCGGGCCGUCACACCCAAAUCGGAAGUGCUGGGGGUGCCCGAACCCUUAGCGGAUAGGAAACAAUCUACUCCAUCGUCGGCAGCUCGCAGACUGGCUAGCAUUAGUAUUGAAUUGCCUGCAGCGAGCUUCGAUAAAGACGAAUUCGUCGUAGUUCCUGAGUCGCCUGAUACUCCGACACAUCUAUCUACGAAAAGGAAGCAUGCCUCCCAUGAUGAUUAUGAAGACCCCCUCGGCGGCGAGCUCAACCAGCGCGAGCUCGCCAACGCCGCUUUUACGGACUUACGUAGAUGCCUCCAAGAGAUAUUUACCGCCGAGAGCUACCUGUCUAACGGACAGAAUGUCGCGUCGCAUCUGGUCGUGUUGACGAAUGAGCAGGAACCCACCAUGACGAUAGCUGCGCAUGAUAAAGCGCAAAGGCAAAUAAACAGGGCUAUCGACCUCGGAUGUUUCCGACAGGCGCCUCUGGAUGACCUCCUUCGGAUCCAGAGCCUGAGCGAGGGCUCCCUGAAGCACGCCGAUACGCUGGAUUUCAAGCUGGACGAGACCUGGGGCGAGACUGAGGUCGGAUUUUGGGUGCAGCAACUUCGUGACAUCGAAACCGGACUGAAAGCCGCCCGCACAUCGCUCCGCAUCAUGUGUGGCGGUCGAGAAGAGAAACAGAUAUAUUCCGAAGAUCUGAUACAACGAGGGCUAAGCCUCUUCAGAAAUGUCAUUGGGGAUAUCAUCAUCCCUACAGCUGAGAUGCGGAGCACCGGUCCUACCAGCAACUUGUUCCGCCUCCUUACAACACACAGAAAGGCUAUCGGUACUCUAUUCACUACUUGCCAGAAGCUCUUCUCUCUCAUGUCGGAUCUAAUAACAAGCAUCGACCUCUCCGAAACUGUCGUCAAUACCCUAGAAUUCGUCGCAUCUGGCCUAAUUUUUGUUGAGAAUGCGCAUAGCGAAAAGGAUUCGGUGGUCGGCAUUCAAAAGUUCGAUGCCCUUCGACUGGUCGCCAUGAACGUGUUAUCUCACAUCUUCCUCAUGAAUCCAGCGCAAAGAGAGGGCAUCUUCAAUGAAAUCCUAACAUCUCUUGAGAAGCUACCUAUCGGUAAGCAGAGCGCGAGGCAGUUCAAGCUUUCGGAAGGGAAGAGUAUUCAGCCGGUCUCGGCUCUCAUCAUGCGAUUGAUCCAAGCCAGCGCCGGGAAAGUCGACGAUCACAAAGAAAAACUUCGCGGUCGGAUGAUGCAGUCCUUGGAGGAAGGUAGCGGACAUUCCGAUGCCGCCGAGGAUACCAAUGCCAGAGCGGAAGUUUUUUAUACGAUUAAGACGGAGGAUCACGCAGCGAUUCACAAUUCGACUGCUAUCCAGGAAUUGCAAACUCUUGCAAAAUCGCUUUCCGACGGUGCCUACCGGAACGCCACUUACGUCGUCAAUUUCAUAGUGAAGCGCGCAUUGAAGUCCACCAAGUCUGGAGACACACCGUAUCGAAAUUUGUUGGACUUGUUUAUCGAAGAUUUCACGACUUGCCUGGACUCCCCCGAUUGGCCCGCCGCAGAGUUACUGCUUCGGCUCACCAUGUACAUGAUGUUUCAGCAAGUAGACGGCGAUAAGAAUGCGGCGCCGGCAAGAAAUAUGGCACUGGAGCUCCUGGGUGUCAUGGCGGCGGCCAUCUCGAGGUUAAGAUCUCACGUCCGAAAGAGCGCCGCCAAUUACGAGGGGGGAGACACGGAUGAGCUUGGUCGGUGGCUAGCCGACCUGACCCUCAAUGUUCUCGAGGGCAACAUGUCGAUGGAGAAGACUAUUAGCUGGCUAGGUCCUUACCGCGUCGUUCUAGAGUACCUGCAGGAUCGUUUAGGAGACGAUCCCUAUCUCAAAGGCGCCAUAUCGUAUCUCAUAACGGAUUGGGGCUCGCAGGUUUGCGUCGCCUAUGAUUCUAACUCGAGCGAGGUCUCGGAAGAACGAGACGCGGAGCUGGGAAGGGUCGCGUUUCGCCUCCGCAAUAUGAUCGAAGAUCCGAAGUGGCUUUCUAGAGAAUACAGCUUCAAGUCGGUUGCCUCGGGACACGCGAAGCUCUCCCACUCGACCAUCUUGCUUAGGUCCAGCUUCUGCGCGUCGUUUAAAAAUAUCCUGAACGUGCUCAUGGGGUCUAUGACUACGGACCAAGCAACCGUGCGCAGUCGUAGUCUCAAGAGCAUCAACCUCGUACUCGAUACUGACCCGACAAUCCUCGACGGCGACAGCGUCUUCAUUCAGCUAAUCCUACAGUGUUCCAGCGACUCCUCGCCUCAGGUACGCGAUUCAGCGCUGGGCCUCAUCGGGAAAUGUAUGAGCAUGCGUCCUAGGCUAGAAGAGAGGAUGACGCCGACGGUCCUUCAAAGAUUUGUUGAUUCGGGAUUAGGUGUGCGAAAGAGAGCGAUGAAGCUGGCUAGGGAUAUAUACCUAGGCAACGAGAGUAAGGAGGUUCGAAGCACCAUUGCAAACGGAUUGCUCCACCGCACGCAGGAUCCAGAUGAGGGCGUGCGAGACCUUGCGAAACAGAUGAUAGAGGAAGUCUGGAUAUCCCCUUUCUACAAGGACGACGAUUCUGUCGCUUUUAAGCAAUCUCUGACCGACCACGUCGCCCUUAUGGUGCAGACUGUCAGACUCGGAAAUACCGCCUUUGUCCUCGACAAGGUGUUCCAAACGAUACUUUCGCCUGAUUCCAAGCUUGCCGAAGCCAAUUCCCGGGUCUGCACGAGGCUGGUCGCAAACCUCGUAGACCUCAUCAGCAGUCCCGAUUCCGACGACCCGUCGAUUCCGACCAGCAGAGACGCCUUUCAAGUCCUCAUGAUUUUUGCCAAGGCCGACCCCAAACUAUUCACCUUUGAGCAGAUUAGACAACUGGAGCCUCACAUCGCCAGCGUCAGCACAAGUGAAGAUUUAGCAGUUUCGAGGGCUGUUGUCGUCAUCUACCGUCGCGUUCUGCCGCAAGUGUCUAGCGUGCAUUCCAAGUUCCUCGCUGAUGUCCGGAAGGUUCUCAUGCCUGCUACUUCGAAGGUCACCAGAGCGCUUCUCGACGACGUUGUCGCGUGCCUAUGGAUCAUCAGCGAACUACUCCAAACAUCGGAACCCCUUGCCCGCCUUGCCGUGUCGUGUCUCAAGGGAAUACAGGCGGUGAACGGAAAGGGACCCCUAGACCGGACCAAGAUUAGGCAAUUCGAUCGGUACUCCCUCAUCGUCGGGAUGAUUGGGAAACACUGCAACCUGGAUAGCCACGAAGAACGGUUCAAGUCCGAGCCUAGCUUGCCGAAGUGGAAAGGUUCCGUUUCGAAACUUAUGGUGGAUGUUCUUGUUCCGUUUGCGAGCCCUUCCCAACCGACAGAUGUGAGACGUCCAGCACUAGAUGCCAUCGGGCUCAUCUGCCAGUCUAACCCUAGAAACUACGUUUCUGUCAAUGUAUAUACAACAUUCCAGCAGGCCUUCGACGAGCGGGUCCCGGCGUUGGAGUCAAUGAUCCUCCGAUCCUUCAAAGAGUUUCUUCUAGUAGAGGAACAGCGAUCGGAACAGGCGGCCUCGUCAGCGGCUGUCGGAAAGGAACCGGUCAAGAGGGAUUUGAAGGUUAUGGGCAGCACCAGUUUCGACGACGUGGCAAGUGCCACCACGCAACGGUUUCUCAAAGACAUUACGCGCAUAACCCUUGCAACCUACGACGACCACGCUUUUCUGGCCAUGGAGGUGUUGGCAAGCAUCAAUCGGCAAGGGUUGGUGCACCCGAAGGAGACUGGGGUCACGCUUAUCACCCUCGAAACUUGCCCGGUCCUCAAGAUCUCAGAGCUUGCGUACCACGAACAUAGAGCACUCCACGAGAAAUACGAGAGCGUUCUCGAGAGGGAAUACGCCAAAGCUAUUCAGUCAGCAUUCCAAUAUCAACGCGACAUCAUCAAGGACCCACGGGGCGCGACUGAGAACCCGUUCACGUCAAAACUCCACCAGCUUGUAGAAGUUCUCAAGAUUAGCAAAUCCAAGAAUCGUACCAGAUUCAUCGAGAAGCUUGUCGGUCAGAUAGACUUCGAUCCUGGGAAGCUACAGGUAGAUCAAGGGGUAUGCCCGCACGUCGAAUUUUCCCGCUUCAUAAUCGAGAACCUCGCCUUCUUUGAGUUCGUUACUGUUGGCGAGCUGCAAGUUACGGUGACAGCGAUGGAAAAGAUGGUAACUGGGACGGGAUCCGGCAUCGCCCAGACCAUCGAGUCUGAGAUUUUCCAGGUGCGCAUGGAUCCGGCCUCGAUCUCCCAGCAACUUGCAGGCGGCGAAGAGCAACCUCCGGCUCCUGAAAUACCUACCGUGGAUCAUCAACGGCUCGCUCAAUUGACGGCCGGCGCGUUAAUCCUGCUGGCUCUCUGGGAGGUCCGCACAUAUCUACGCCGAUUGUACGGACUCAGCUCUGGUCGGCGCGAGGGCAAGGGUAAAGGCGCCCCUAAGGACCUCACCAAGGCCCCCGUCAAAGUUCAAGGUGUUACCGGGGACAAGGUCUGGGACGACAUUGCCAAAAUCAUGUCCGCGUUAGAUACGCCAGAGCAUAUGAUGCAACAAUGCCGGACCUUUGUGGAACUUCUCAACGUGGACAGCGAAGUGAAAGUCGUAGACGAAGAGGAGGGAUUUGAGUUCGAAGGAGAGCCAACGACUCCAGAUGCGGAGGAGAACGAGGAUGCGGCUACACCUGACCCGCGCGGACGCAAGAGGAAGGCAGGAAAUCAUUCCAGCGGCCGGAGAAAGCGGGCACGAUCCAACUCAAAACCGCGACCCCGGGGCCGACCUAGAAAGCAAAGUGUGGAAGCGGUAGAGGCGGAUCUAGAUGGGGAGAUGGAAUGGAUCUAAUUACGGCAUUCAGCGAUACAGGCCUAAUUUCAACCGUGAUCAAACGGCUGUAGCUAUCGGAUGACGGCAUCGGUGCGAGGUACAAAGAACAAUAGAGAGAGGUAAUGGGGAUGCAUUGCUGCUCGGCGUAGCAGAAGCAAGAUCUGAAAAGCAUGGAAUCAGGCGUUUGAGGGGAGGGGAGGGGGCAGGGGGGAAAUCGACCCGAUCCCUAUGAUUUCACGGAGAACACGCUCACGAGGAUGUAGGCCCGUGGAGGGAGGCGAGAAUGGUGAAAUGGGUCGAUCUACCGGUUGCUUUGCCGCUUCGUUUUUCGCCUUCUUUUUCCUCAUUCCACAAUGAUACCUCGCUUCACGCACUGCUUGUUUUCUACCUACCCAUGUAUGCUAGAGGAGGAGGUGGCGUUGGCUGACAAUGCAGUGACGCGCUGCAAGCAGCAUCCAGUUGCACAGAGUAGGCAGCCAGCCAGGCCUACUUAGCUAACCAAUCGAGCUACCCUGAUAAUGGGGUUGAAUACCCGCACAGACAUGGCGAUUUCUUUUGGGACA
This is a messenger RNA of Durotheca rogersii, 6651 nucleotides long. RefSeq names its product ARM repeat-containing protein. The transcript has 3 exons. Lineage: Eukaryota; Fungi; Ascomycota; Sordariomycetes; Xylariales; Xylariaceae. The coding region runs from base 404 to 6106 and encodes 1900 amino acids. The record is from RefSeq and is a predicted model, not a curated record. Gene Ontology annotation, cellular component: Scc2-Scc4 cohesin loading complex. Gene Ontology annotation, biological process: regulation of gene expression; replication-born double-strand break repair via sister chromatid exchange; establishment of protein localization to chromatin. Gene Ontology annotation, molecular function: chromatin binding.